GCCGUCUGGACUUCAGAGAGGCAUAUGACCUUGGCUACAUGAUGGUAGCAACGUUUUUGGGAUGUCUCGCAUUUCUCAUCUUCCAAUCGAAGUUUGAGGCAAGUGGAGAGGUGCCUCCCAAUUUAAACAAAUUGUUGGCAUAUGGAAAGGAAAAGAAAAUAUGUAAAGCAUAUUUAGAAGGCGCUUUCUGGGCACAGAAUUACCCGACAAUUAUCGACGUUGAUGAACAAUUUGCCUACAUCAUGCCCAUCGCUGAGGGAACCGGCCUUGCGCACCAAUGGGUCGUCGAAUCUCCCGGUUUAAAUGGCGAUCCCAAAACAGUGUCGCUUUCCCGUAAAACAGGACCGUAUGCAGGCUGGUACCUUAGACACAGCAACUUUUUUCUUCGAGUUGACGACAAAAACAACCCAACAGCUCCGGAUAGUUUCAUCGAAGAUGCUACGUGGAGAAUGAUACCCAAUAAAUAUUUCAAGUAUUAUUUCUCAUUUCAGUCUGUGAAUUAUCCAAAUAGGUACAUUCGUCACGAAGGUUUUAUACUAAAGCUACAUCCAGACGAUUGGUCGGAAUUGUUCAGCAAGGACGCUAGUUUUCUUCAGGUGCCAUCCACGGCUAUUUACACCAAGUGAACGUAAUGCUAUCGUCAUAACAACGGGUGAAGGGCUAUAAGUGGAUUGAUUGGUAGUUGUGCCUUAGGAAUCACAAAAAUCGUACGAACUAUUUGGACAUUCACCAAAUUGAAAGGACGAAUGACUUAAAAUAAUCAUUAUUUACAGUCGUUGGGACUUUUUUAAUUGACCCUCUUGGUAUUAUCUUACAUAAUGGACAUAGCAUAAUGGACAACAUUCGAAAACACAAAAUAUAAGAAGUCAAAAAUGCAAAAAAAUUAAAUAGUGAUCUUCUUUAUUAACCAUUGAGAUCAAUUGUCACCAAACAUUUCUCAAAAAUAUCGAUUUUUAAAAUUUACAUCGCAAAGAGAAAGAGCAAGGGGCAACAUUAAAAAGCACUUGAAGUAAUUAACAAGCCAAAAAUGCAUAUUGAUCUGCUUCCUUGAGAUCGAUUACAGUUUAUUUUAAAGUGGCAGUAAGAUACUGAAUUUAUUAUUUCACAUCAAAGUGAAGAAGCACAAAGGGCAACAUCUGAAAACUCAUAAAAUAUAAUAAUUUCUAAAAGGUUACUCUGGACUUUACAU
Messenger RNA from Owenia fusiformis, 1189 nucleotides. The record is from the annotation of a GenBank genome assembly. Lineage: Eukaryota; Metazoa; Annelida; Polychaeta; Sabellida; Oweniidae.